AUGUCCGAAAACAUAAACAACAAUCAGGACAAUAAAAUUGCAAACCAAUCGAUGUCAUCGAAUUCGCCGCCGCCCGCCGCCUGGCCAAACUUUGAGGCGCGCCUUCUGAAGCAGACGGUGCACAGCGUCUGCCUCGACUGGACGCCCAGCCCUAAUCCCGCCCCAGUCUACUCUGUGGAGAAGUACCACAGGCGACACGGCUGGCAGCAGGUGCUCUGGACGAGCACUAGUCCGCAAACUAUCCACCAGCUGGAGGAGAACUUUGGCCAUCGACUGCGCAUCCGAGCGCUGCGGCCCGCACCGGAUGGCAGCCACUACGAGACGUUAGCCAUCUCGCCGGAUAUUAUUGCAACCACAGAGGCUGCGCUGCCGUCGACAAAUUGUUUGCAUCGCGCCAUUCGCAAAUCGCAGCAGUUUCUGGUGAAGCGCAUGCUGCGCCGUCGACCCAGUCUGGUUGACUAUCCGGCCCCAAAUGGAUAUCUGCCGCUGGCCAAUGCCAUAAUGCAGGGCGAGAUGUGCAUUAUCGAUGUCCUGCUCUCGGCCGGCUGCAGUGUCCAGCUGGGCAAUCCGCACAACGGACGCAGUCCGCUCCACCUGGCCUUCUAUCAUGGUCAUCUGCCCGCAGCGCGCAUUCUGCUGAACAAAAGGGCGCAGCUGGAGGCGACCGACUGCAAUGGGAUGACGCCCGCCCACUGUGCCGUGGAUGCCAAUCGGCUGGACAUGGUCAGGUUCGCACUGGAAGCGGGCGCCAAUCCGGAGGCGAGAGAUGACUGCCAGUGGACGUUGUUGAUGCGCGCAGUCGUCAUGGAUGCCAGCCUGGAGCUUAUCAAGCUGCUGGUUACCCACGGCGCCGACUUAACAGCUCGGGACGCUCUUGGCAAAAGUUGCAGCGAUUUGGCCAAACUUUAUCGCCGGCAACAAGCCGGGGAUUACUUCGACCAGGUGCACAGGUUUCGACGGGAGAAGGCGGCAACAACUGUGGCCAACACGCAACCGCAAAAGGAUUAAAUGCACGCGGCCGUUUAAUAGGAUAGAGCGUUU
This is a messenger RNA of Drosophila novamexicana, 1041 nucleotides long. It is a transcript of the gene flip, whose product is annotated as ankyrin-1. Lineage: Eukaryota; Metazoa; Arthropoda; Insecta; Diptera; Drosophilidae. The coding region runs from base 1 to 1008 and encodes 335 amino acids. Gene Ontology annotation, molecular function: protein binding. The transcript is spliced from 4 exons. The record is from RefSeq and is a predicted model, not a curated record.